CCAAAACUUUCUUUUAUUAAAUUAAUAAUUGACAAAUUACAAGAAAUCAACCAAUGGGAGGAGAGCAAUUUGAGCAAAAGGAAGGAUCACCGGAGCUGUUGCAGAGCCUCAGAUCCAAAGCGACGGAGCUUCUUUUCCGGGAAGAAUGGGAAGAGUCUAUCCAGCUUUACACCAAGUUCAUCGAUCUCUCCAGGACCAAAAUCACAAAGCUUGCUGGAUCCGACCCGGAUUCGAUCCAUAAGCUCAAGAAAUCCCUCUGCUUAGCUCUAUGCAACCGAGCCGAAGCCAGAGCAAGGCUUCACGACUCCUCCGAAGCGAUGCGGGACUGUGAUCAAGCACUCGAGAUCGAAAACACCCAUUUCAAGACUCUCCUCUGUAAAGGUAAAGUCUUGCUCGGUUUGAGCAAAUACUCAUCGGCCUUGGAGUGUUUCAAAACGGCUCUGCUCGACCCUCAGGCGAGCGAGAGUGUUACUGAGUACAUGGAGAAGUGCAAGAAGCUCGAGUUUAAGGCAAAGACUGGAGCUUUCGAUCUGUCUGAUUGGAUCCUAAGUGGGUUUCGUGGGAUAACUCCGGAGCUUGCUGAGUUCAUUGGGUCGGUCGAGAUUAAGAAGUCUGAGGGUAGUGGGCGUGGGUUGUUUGCAACGAAGAACAUCGUUGUAGGAACUUUGAUCUUAGUCACAAGAGCAGUUGCUACUGAGAGAGGGAUCUUAGGGAGUGAAGAGUCUGGUGAAAAAGCGCAGAUGAUUAUGUGGAAGAACUUCGUGGAAGAAGUUACUAAAUCUGUGAGGAGAUGUGACAGAACACGGCGACUUGUCUCGAGUUUAUCCACUGGAGAAGAGGAAGAGAAGCUGGAGAUUCCUGACAUAUCUCUCUUUAGGCCUGAAGAAGCAUCUGAGACUUACGAUGACUCGAAACAAGAUUUGGGUAUGGAGAAGCUGCUAAGCAUCUUGGAUGUGAAUUCUCUGGUGGAAGAUGCGGUUUCAGCUAAAGUUAUAGGGAAGAACAAAGAGUAUUACGGUGUAGGGCUAUGGACGCUAGCGUCAUUCAUCAACCACUCGUGUGUUCCAAACGCAAGACGGGUUCACGUUGGAGACUACGCGGUUGUUCAUGCGUCAAGAGAUAUCAAGGCUGGGGAAGAGAUCACUUCUGCUUACUUCGACGUGCUUUCUUCUCCGCUGGAGAAGCGGAAAGAGAUGGCUGAGUCAUGGGGGUUUUCUUGUAAAUGCAGUAGAUGUAAGUUUGAGAGUUUAUUGUCUGUUGCCAACCAAGAGAUUAGAGAGUUCGAGAUGGGUUUAGAGAGAGGCGUAGACGCGGGAAACGCGGUUUAUACGGUGGAGGAAGGGAUGAAGAGAUGGAAGGUGAAAGGGAAGGAUAAAGGAUUGUUGAGAGCAUCUUAUUGGGGUGUUUAUGAAGAGGUUUAUAACUCAGAGAGGCUUAUGAGGAGAUGGGGAAGGAAGGUUCCAACCAUGGAAGUUGUGGUGGACAGUGUCUGUGAUGUCAUUGGAAGUGAUGAGAGGUUGUUGAAGAUGUUGGUGGAAGGGAUGAAGCAGAAGAAGAAUGGAGGUUGUAGUAGUAGUAGCAUUGCAGAGAUGGAGAAAGUCUUGAAGCUAGGAAAGGGUGUUUAUAGCAAAGUUGUAUCCAAAAAGAAGGCAAUGAAGACUCUUGUUGGCCUAGAGUGACAACUGCAAAACAAAUCUUUUGUAACUGUAGAAGCUAAUUGUUUGCAAGGAUACUUUGCUUUCAUGUAAUUCCUUGCCUCAUGGAAGAAAGAAAUCACAUCCAAUGACAUUAUUAUAAGCUAAUUGUUUGUAAGGAUACUUUGCUUUCAUGUAAUUCCUUGCCUCAUGGA
This is a messenger RNA of Brassica oleracea var. oleracea, 1849 nucleotides long. RefSeq lists its product as uncharacterized. Lineage: Eukaryota; Viridiplantae; Streptophyta; Magnoliopsida; Brassicales; Brassicaceae. The coding region runs from base 54 to 1679 and encodes 541 amino acids. The transcript has a single exon. Gene Ontology annotation, molecular function: protein binding. The record is from RefSeq and is a predicted model, not a curated record.